CGCGCCACCAUCACACGAACGUUUGCAUGCGUGCACGGGGCAACUACGGGAUUGCGGAUUGCAGUCGUUUCGGCCGGGUAGCUGCUAGAACGCUUUGUCGUGUCUGGUUAUGCCGAAUUGUUGUUAUAAUGUUAAUAUCGUCCAAAUGGAAAAGUUACAUGGCAUUUAGAUUUUCAAAUACAGUGUGCGCACUUGCCAAACUUAGACAUAUCAUCGAUGCGUGAUAAAUAUGGCACGCCGCAAGUCAAACGAAAAAUACAACUGUCAUAAAGCCAACAACGCCAAGAUGAGAUACAAGGCAAACUCUGACGACGAGAACUUCAGUUCUUUCAAAGAUCAACUUUUAUCAAUCGGUCUUACACUCAGGGUUAUGCAGGGUGACGGGAAUUGCCUGUUUAGAGCACUAAACGACCAAAUGGAGGGUCAUACGAGGAGCCACUUGAAAUAUAGAUCGGACACGGUGCAGUACAUGAAAGACCACAGAUGCGACUUCGAACCUUUCGUGGAAGACGACGUCCCAUUUGCACAACAUUUACAUAACCUUGCACAACCAGGUACCUAUGCGGGCAAUGAUGCCAUUGUUGCCUUUGCGAGGCUACAUCAAGUUGUGAUAGUCAUUCAUCAGUUAAAUACUCCCCUCUGGCAGGUAAGGGGCACAGACAAGCCCAAUUCCACAGAGCUCCACCUGUCCUACCACAACGGAGACCACUACAAUAGUGUCCGCAAGAUUGGUGAUAACAGUCAGGGGCCUGCUAGCAUCCGAUUAUCUGUUCCCAAACCUGGAACACCACAGAUUCCAAAUGAAGAGAGUAACGCAGUAGCAAAUCUGGAAGCCCAAAGGAAACUUGAAGAGGGAAUCAUGCUUGAAACUGGAACUGAGGAUCUGCAGCUAGUAAGGGAAGUCCUGCAGGACUGUGGAUAUGACAGGCAAUCUGCAGUGGACCACAUCCUAAGUCACAAGCUUACUUUUGAGUCUGAUGGCGAAGAUUCGGGCGAAAUUAUGAAUUCCAUUUGGAGCAUCGACGGCACUGGGACGAGGAUAUUCGGAGAAGCUGCAGCUGAAAGUGCGACCUCCAACAGUACAGCCACCACAACCAAAGGGCCAUCACCAAGAAAACGAGUCUCUGCAAGAACGAAAAAGGAACAGAAGAAACAAGAACGUAAACAGAGGAACGAGCAGCGCAAGCGGGAAGAGGCCUCCACAUCACCGCAGGAGAAUGCCAACAAAAAUGAUACUGCCGUCAUAGUGACCGAUCUAAAGUGUCUCAGCAUCUGACAACCAUGUGACAUUUCUUUGGGAUGUGCCUUGACAUUUUGAAGCUACGGACAUCAAUCCGUUUGAGCCAAAGCAUUAUUUAUACGGGGCACAAGGGCGUGCAUGUGUCAUAUUUAUUUAUUUAUACAAAUAAAUGCUCGAUGCUA
Ornithodoros turicata is the source of this 1422-nucleotide messenger RNA. RefSeq names its product OTU domain-containing protein 3-like. Gene Ontology annotation, molecular function: cysteine-type deubiquitinase activity. The record is from RefSeq and is a predicted model, not a curated record. NCBI's taxonomy places the organism in Eukaryota, Metazoa, Arthropoda, Arachnida, Ixodida, Argasidae. The transcript has 9 exons. Gene Ontology annotation, biological process: protein deubiquitination. The coding region runs from base 230 to 1276 and encodes 348 amino acids.